Acanthosepion pharaonis is the source of this 522-nucleotide messenger RNA. Lineage: Eukaryota; Metazoa; Mollusca; Cephalopoda; Sepiida; Sepiidae. The record is from the annotation of a GenBank genome assembly.
AUGUUUUUCCGCCAUUUUUACUUUAUUCUGAAUUCUUUCUUUUCCUUUCUUUCUUUCUUUUUCUUUCUUUCUUUCUUUCUUUCUUUCUUUUUCUUUCUUUCUUUCUUUUUCUUUCUUUCUUUUUACUUUUUUCUUUAUUUCUUUUUCUUUCUUUCUUUCUUUUCUUUCUUUUAUUAUAUUUUUUUCUUAAUAUUUUGGAUCAUUCUUUUACUUCUAUCUUUUUAUUUAUGUUCUCUUUCUUUCUUUCUUUCCUUCUUUCUUUCUUUCCUUCUUUCUUUCCUUCUUUCUUUCUUUCCUUCUUUCUUCUUUCUUUCUUUCUUUCUUUCUUCCUGCAUUAAUGCUUUUUUCUCUUGUUUUUUUUCUUGCUUUCUUUAUUUUGUUCCUUUGUUUUUAUUUCUAUUGUUUGCUCUUUCUUUCUUUCUUUCUUUCUUUCUUUCUUCUUUCCUUUUUUUCUUUUUUUCUUCUCUUUUCUACCUUUCUUUUUUUCUCUCUUUCUUUCUUUUUCUUUUUCUAUUUCUUUAG